AUGUCUUCAGACCAGCCUCAAGUACCUGCAGGCAUUGUUCGGACAUCUCACACCUCUCUCCUCCCCAAACCCAACCCGUGGUCCGUUCGCGCCGUGCUCAAGGAUCUCCCGAACCCGCCAGCAGAAAACACCUCCUCCCCCGUGUCGUUCUUUCACUAUGUCGAGCGACUGAAGGUUGAAAAGCGCGAAGGCUGGCGCCGAUUCGGCAUUGCCCACGGAGAAUCGAUCGCAGAUCACAUGUACCGCAUGUCGUUGAUCACGAUGCUUGCCCCGCCGGCAUUGAGUUCCCGACUGGAUAUCCCUCGAUGUACGAAGAUGGCUUUGAUCCAUGACAUGGCUGAAGGCCUGGUGGGUGACUUGACUCCUGUGGACGGCGUGCCCAAGGUCGAGAAGAGCAGACGCGAGGGUGAGACCAUGGAUUGGGUUGCGGAGUCGUUGCUCGGUAAAGUCCACGGCGGGGUCCCCGGGAAAGAGAUCCGCGCCAUUUGGCAGGAAUACGAGGACAGCGAGACCGAGGAGUCCAAGUUCGUCCAUGAUGUCGACAAGGUCGAGCUGAUCCUGCAGAUGGUCGAGUAUGAGCGGGCCAGCAACUGCACUAUCGACCUCAGCGAGUUCAGUUGGGUCGCGAGGAAGAUAUUUCUUGCGGAGAUGAAGGCUUGGGCGCAGGAGAUUCUGGAUGAGCGGUCCAACCUGUGGCAGAGCAAGGACUUGAAGCCGCGGGAGCCUACGGCGGCGGCGACAAUCAAGGAGCAACAGAAUCAGUACUAUGGCAACGGGAAGACGGAGAUCAAUGGGUCACAAGUCACGAACGGACACGUGGAAUCGUGA
Molecule: messenger RNA, 828 nt
Organism: Capronia coronata CBS 617.96
Lineage: Eukaryota; Fungi; Ascomycota; Eurotiomycetes; Chaetothyriales; Herpotrichiellaceae
Product: hydrolase-HD superfamily protein
Exons: 2
Coding region: 1-828 (275 amino acids)
Cellular component (GO): cytoplasm
Molecular function (GO): 5'-deoxynucleotidase activity
Source: RefSeq, a predicted model, not a curated record